Messenger RNA from Eutrema salsugineum, 1708 nucleotides. RefSeq names its product tryptophan synthase beta chain 2, chloroplastic. Lineage: Eukaryota; Viridiplantae; Streptophyta; Magnoliopsida; Brassicales; Brassicaceae. The record is from RefSeq and is a predicted model, not a curated record. Gene Ontology annotation, cellular component: cytoplasm; chloroplast stroma. Gene Ontology annotation, biological process: L-tryptophan biosynthetic process. Bases 92 to 1516 code for a protein of 474 amino acids. The transcript has 5 exons. Gene Ontology annotation, molecular function: tryptophan synthase activity.
AACGAAUCUAUAAAAAUCCCCUCACUUUCAAAGGUUUUGUGAGCCAAAAAAAAAACAAAAAUUGUCUUGAGAAAUAGAUAAAGAUUCAGUAAUGACCACCUCAGGCACCGCUGCUACGUUCAGACCGUCCAUUUCAGCUUCUUCCGAAUCGACCCAUCUGAGAUCGCCCUUCAAACUCCCCCAAUUUACGCCUCUGCCAUCGUCUCGCUCGCGGUCGUCUUCGUCGUUCUCUGUCUCCUGCACCAUCGCCAAGGACCCGGCUGUUCGCAUGGCGGAGGCGGAGAAGACAAAGGUCGCUGGAUCUGAUUCGACCCUGUGGCAACGACCCGAUUCGUUCGGUCGGUUCGGGAAGUUUGGCGGGAAGUACGUCCCUGAGACCCUUAUGCACGCCCUCUCCGAGCUCGAAACGGCUUUCUAUUCGCUCGCCACCGACGACGAUUUUCAGAAAGAAUUGGCAGAGAUCUUGAAAGACUAUGUGGGUCGGGAAAGUCCUCUUUACUUCGCAGAGAGGCUCACGGAGCAUUACCGCCGAGAAAACGGUGAAGGACCGCUCAUAUACCUCAAAAGAGAAGACCUGAACCACACAGGGGCUCACAAGAUCAACAACGCGGUGGCUCAGGCUCUUCUCGCCAAGCGUUUAGGAAAGAAGAGGAUUAUCGCAGAGACAGGAGCUGGUCAACACGGUGUAGCCACAGCAACCGUGUGUGCCCGUUUCGGUUUGCAAUGUAUUAUCUACAUGGGAGCUCAAGACAUGGAGAGACAAGCUCUUAAUGUAUUUAGGAUGCGUCUUCUCGGUGCUGAGGUAAGGGGAGUCCACUCUGGAACAGCGACUUUAAAGGAUGCAACAUCAGAAGCUAUAAGGGAUUGGGUGACAAAUGUGGAGACUACACAUUACAUAUUGGGAUCUGUUGCGGGUCCUCAUCCUUACCCUAUGAUGGUCAGAGACUUUCACGCCGUGAUUGGUAAAGAAACGAGGAGACAAGCGAUGGAGAAAUGGGGAGGGAAGCCUGAUGUUCUGGUUGCUUGUGUUGGUGGAGGUUCGAAUGCUAUGGGACUAUUCCAUGAAUUUGUCGAUGACUCAGAGGUUCGAAUGAUUGGUGUGGAAGCCGCUGGAUUUGGAUUGGACAGUGGCAAACACGCUGCCACAUUGACAAAAGGAGAUGUUGGUGUACUCCACGGAGCUAUGAGUUACUUGCUUCAAGAUGAUGAUGGCCAAAUCAUUGAACCACACUCCAUCAGUGCCGGCUUGGACUACCCUGGAGUAGGACCUGAGCAUAGUUUCCUUAAAGAUGUAGGACGGGCUGAAUACUACAGUGUUACCGAUGAGGAAGCCUUAGAAGCGUUCAAGAGAGUGUCUCGGUUGGAGGGAAUAAUCCCGGCAUUGGAGACAUCCCAUGCGUUGGCCCAUCUCGAGAAGCUUUGUCCGACGUUACCCGAUGGAACCAGAGUGGUGUUGAAUUUUAGCGGGAGAGGCGAUAAGGAUGUUCAGACGGCUAUCAAGUAUCUUGAAGUUUAAAGAGAAGAAUAUUAUCAUUUUCAGACUCUGUCAUUUUCUUUUACGUAGUUUGUUAGUUCUUGCUUCUGAUCGGGAACCCAAAAAUCGGAACAGAGGAUUAGGAAGAGAACAAAAACGAGAGAAUGUAUCCCUUAAAUAAUAAUGUUCUAUGGAACUUUUGAUGUUCUUGAAAGAAAUUCGAACUGUUCUGUU